Molecule: messenger RNA, 927 nt
Organism: Mesorhabditis spiculigera
Lineage: Eukaryota; Metazoa; Nematoda; Chromadorea; Rhabditida; Rhabditidae
Source: the annotation of a GenBank genome assembly
AUGAACAACUAUUUCAUCUAUGGCUCGCUGGAGGAUACGCCGAAAUAUUCGUGUCGCAAUGCUACGCCCGAACCUCGAAAUCCGAAUCUACCAUUGGGAGUCUUCUACAUCGUGACCGGCUUCGUCGUGCAGCUCGCCUAUCUUGCGUCCCUCCUCGGUAUCGGCCGCAAGGAGAACAUACAGUAUCCUGCCUACAAGCUCAUGUUCGCGCUGGCCAUAUUCGAUCUAAUGAAUAUAUUUGAUUGUGGGUAUUGGAUGGGCUACUUUACGAUCUAUGGUUUCCAUUUUUGCGAUAGACCAACGGAGAUUUAUUUAACCGGAUUGUACUGUGAACUUUUCUAUAACUCGGCGUCAUUAACUUCCGUGUCCCUGCUUUUCAAUCGUCUCCUCGAUGUGGCUGAAUGUCGUUAUCGUGAUUUGCUGUUCAAGCACCCAGUCGUCUUCAACCCAGACUAUGGUACUUUCAUCUUCGUCCCACUGAUCCCAGGGAAUAUGGACCAUGAGUACAACUUCGACCGUCAAACCUGGCUAAAUAUGUUCGUGUGCGUCUCGCUGGGCACAUUUAGCUGCCUGAUCUAUGUGAUUCAAUGGCGAAAGGAGAAGCUGAUGAGCAUCAAGAUGGGGUCAUACAGGAAGCAGGUGCUUCGUCAAGCCAUCCUCGUGUCUUUCUUCGUCUUCACGAGCUCGCUAAUUUGGACGAUGCUCGUCUUCAUCCCACCCGGAGCAUUUGCUAUGGCCAUGAUGCACAUUGGGCAUAUCUCGUGGAUGUUGAUGCAUAGCACCCCGGCUCUAAUCUACCUGAGCUUCAACGAAACGAUACGUAGCAACGUUCGUCGUCUCAGCAGGAUGGCACCCACUUCCCGAAUCUGCCAUACAAGCACUGGAGGAGCCGGAGGACCAGAGAUCCCAGCUCCAAAUAUGCCCGCA